AUGAUACCAGUAAAGAGUGCGUUAAACCACGGGAAAACUCUCUUGGCAAGUCGAAUACCCGUUGGAAAGAUUUAUGCCAAGAUCCCGUGUCGUAAUAAAACUUCAAUCCUAUGGAAUAGAAGAUUUAGUAAUGGUUCUGCAAUCUUUAAACAACAACAAAAAUUACAAAAUUUCGUGAAAAAUAGUAAUAAUGCUACAAAUGAUGAAAGACCCGUUAGUUCAACUGUAAUGAAAAUCAUGAUCUUGACAAGUGUUACAAUUGCUUUAGGUACUAUUUUCGCAUCGUUAGGUACUCAAAAACUUGAUCAUGAUGAAGAUGCUAAUGACGCUAUCGAUGGGAAAUCUACUAGUAAUUCGAGAAAGAUAAAAAUCUCAAACAAUAACUGGUUCUUGUUUUGUUAUUCUACUUUACCCUUAAACGCUGUAUCAAGGUUAUGGGGACAAUUUAAUAACUUGACAUUGCCAAUUUGGUUCAGACCUUGGGGUUACAGAUUCUAUUCAUACUUAUUCGGUGUAGAAUUGGAUGAAAUGGUAGAUGCAGAUCUAACACAUUAUACAAAUUUAUCAAACUUCUUCUAUCGUGGAAUAAAGCCAGAAGCAAGACCAAUAGAACAAGGUCAAGAUGUAAUCGUUUGUCCAAGUGACGGAAAAGUUUUACAACUGGGCAUUAUAAAUUCAGAAACUGGAGAAAUCGAACAAGUCAAAGGUAUGACUUAUUCAAUUAAAGAGUUUUUGGGAACCCAUUCCCACCCAUUAAUGUCCAAGAGUGAAUCAAGUUUAGAUUUAAAUCUGGAUUUUGCAAAGCAUAAAGAAUUUGCAAAGGCAAACGAUAUCGAAACAAUUGGUUCUGGAAACAACACCGAUAUCGAUAAUUCUUUGGAAUUCAAAAGUGAAGGUGAUAAAGCUUCAGAUGAUUCUAAACCAAGCGUAACAAAAACUAUGAAAUUACUAAGUGAACUUUCUCUACAUUAUCCUUCAUACAGUCUGUCAUCAAAGGAACCAAAGGAUACAGAACUUUACUUCGCUGUCAUCUAUUUGGCUCCAGGUGAUUAUCAUCAUUACCAUUCCCCCAUUGAUUGGGUGUGUAAGGUCCGUAGGCAUUUCCCAGGUGCUUUGUUUUCUGUAGCACCAUAUUUUCAACGUAACUUUCCUAAUUUGUUCGUUCUAAAUGAACGUGUAGCUUUAUUGGGACAUUGGAAACAUGGUUUCUUUAGUAUGACUCCCGUCGGUGCCACUAAUGUCGGUUCAAUUGUUUUAAAUUUUGAUAAAGAACUGGUUACCAAUACUAAGUCACAUAAACAUGUUCAACCAAAAACCUGUUAUGAAGCAACCUACAGAAAUUCAAGUAAGAUUUUAGGCGGUGUACCUUUAAUUAAAGGUGAAGAUAUGGGCGGUUUUCAACUAGGUAGUACUGUUGUUCUAUGCUUUGAAGCGCCAAGAUCGUUUGAAUAUAAAAUCAAUGUAGGUGACAAAGUCAAAAUGGGACAAGAAUUAGGUAGAGUUGAAUAA
Molecule: messenger RNA, 1509 nt
Organism: Vanderwaltozyma polyspora DSM 70294
Lineage: Eukaryota; Fungi; Ascomycota; Saccharomycetes; Saccharomycetales; Saccharomycetaceae
Gene: PSD1
Product: phosphatidylserine decarboxylase 1
Exons: 1
Coding region: 1-1509 (502 amino acids)
Biological process (GO): phosphatidylethanolamine biosynthetic process
Cellular component (GO): mitochondrion
Molecular function (GO): phosphatidylserine decarboxylase activity
Source: RefSeq, a predicted model, not a curated record